AUGUUCCCUUUAGACUCGUCAUGGAACAUCUCGUUCGCAGGCUGCGGCUUCUUGGGCAUCUACCAUGUCGGCGUCGCCAGCUGCCUGUUGGAGCAGGCUCCGUUCCUGGUGCACAACGCCAAACACAUUUAUGGAGCGUCGGCCGGAGCGCUGACCGCCACUGCCUUGGUCACUGGCGUGUGUCUUGGAGAGGCUGGUGCCAGUAUCAUUGAGGUCGCCAAGGAAGCCAGAAAACGCUUCCUCGGUCCCAUGCAUCCGUCCUUCAACUUGGUGAAGAUUGUGCGCUUCAUGUUACAGCGUACUCUGCCCGCUGACUCACACCAAAUUGCCAACGGGAGGCUGGGAAUAUCUCUGACCAGAGUAACAGAUGGAGAAAAUGUGCUUGUAUCACACUUCAACAACAAAGAAGAAAUUGUGCAGGCAUGUGUUUGCAGUGCCUACAUCCCAGUGUAUUGUGGCAUUAUUCCUCCCACACUGCAAGGAGUGCGAUACGUCGACGGGGGAAUCUCUGACAACUUGCCUCAGUACGAGCUGAAAAACACUAUUACCGUGUCCCCGUUCUCCGGUGAGAGUGACAUCUGUCCGCGAGACACCUCCACCAACAUACAUGAGCUCCGCUUUACCAACACCAGCAUACAGUUCACGCUCACCAACCUUUACAGAAUUUCAAGGGCACUUUUCCCACCAGAUCCAAUGGUUAUGAAAGCCAUGUGUAAACAGGGAUAUAAUGAUGCACUGCACUUCCUGAAGAAGAACGGAUUGCUCAAUUUCAGUGACCCUCACAUAGACAGAGUCCUGCUGCCCAACAUAGAACAGCAUGACAAUCAAGUUGACCAUGUUCGUACCGAUGCCAAAGGUGUUAGAGAGGAGGAGAAGAUGUGCAUUAUCGAUGAAGCAUUGACUGUUCAUCCUUCAAUAGAGGAGCACAUCAUUGUACGACUUCCCCCUACUUUACACAAAGCCUUAAUUGAGGCGUGCACCGAGAGAAGGAGCCUUGUGCAGUCGCUUAGCAACCUGCUUCCUUUCAGGAUGGCAUCUGCCAUGAUGCUUCCAUACACUCUCCCUCUGGAGUCCGCUUUGUCUUUGAGUCUCAGACUUUUAGAAUGGUUGCCAGACGUGCAGGAAGAUGUUGGGUGGAUUCAUGAGCAGUUGGUGAAAGUUGUUCAGCAUGUUCUGCGCCAGGCCUCGAAAAGUAUCACGCAACAUGUUUCUGCCCGAUUCUCCUGUCAACUGGAGCUUCACCACUACCAGUCUCUCCCAUCGCAGAUCCGCUCCACCAGUCUGUAUGCCACCUGGGUAGGUAGCAGCACUCUUUCGGUCCAGGACAUCUUCACACGUCUUGACCAGUACAAGAGGCAGCUUCUAUCUGGAUCAUUUAGCGUCAACAUGAAUCUCAAAGGAUCCUUCAAAACAGAGCAGUUCUACCCAAAUGCCUCUAGCACUCUAGCAGAGAUUUCCAAAAGUGCCACAAUUAUUCCAAUUAUAGUUUGUAGCUAA
Molecule: messenger RNA, 1497 nt
Organism: Nerophis lumbriciformis (worm pipefish)
Lineage: Eukaryota; Metazoa; Chordata; Actinopteri; Syngnathiformes; Syngnathidae
Source: RefSeq, a predicted model, not a curated record